Messenger RNA from Pteropus alecto (black flying fox), 1263 nucleotides. It is a transcript of the gene SYT8, whose product is annotated as synaptotagmin 8. NCBI's taxonomy places the organism in Eukaryota, Metazoa, Chordata, Mammalia, Chiroptera, Pteropodidae. Bases 1 to 1263 code for a protein of 420 amino acids. Gene Ontology annotation, molecular function: calcium-dependent phospholipid binding; clathrin binding; calcium ion binding. The transcript has 6 exons. Gene Ontology annotation, biological process: synaptic vesicle endocytosis; calcium ion-regulated exocytosis of neurotransmitter; regulation of calcium ion-dependent exocytosis. The record is from RefSeq and is a predicted model, not a curated record. Gene Ontology annotation, cellular component: dense core granule; axon; synaptic vesicle membrane.
AUGGCCCGGGCCAGGGCGGAGCAGCGCUGUCCACGGAUGCAUCUCAGGCCCGUCUCGGUGCCCACCCCAGGGCCCCGCUGGGCAGUCGUCACGGUCGCCGCCGUGGCUGCGGUCCUCGCCGCUUCCUGCCUCCUCUGUGUCCUCUGCUGUUGCCGUGGCCGACGCACACGCGGGAAAAAGCCCAGGGGCAAGGAGGCCGUGGGCCUGGCCCGUGUCCGCAGCACCGCCACCCCGCACCUGGUGAGCGGGCACCAGCACUCAGUGCCCAGUGCCCGGCCGGGUCAGUCCCAGAGGGCGGCUGCAGGCCCGGGUCCAGGCUCGGGGCGCCCCGGUGAGGUCGGGGGUGACGGCAGCCUCAGGAUGGACUGGUCUGCCCAGAAGCGGGGGCCAGCGGGCCUCCCAGGCAGGGGACCCAUGAGCAGAAUUGGGGGGAAGCCGUUCGGGCUCCGAUGGGGGCCCCAGCAGCCCCUAUCCCCAGUGCCUGCCCCCCAGGUGCAGCCGGAGGUGGAUGAUGUGGGGUCCAGCUCCGGGGACCCCCCGCAGUGGGGGCGUCUGCAGCUGUCUCUGCACUACGAUCCGCGAAGCCAGGAGGUGAGGCCAGAGGGUCUGUGGGCUGGUGCAAGGUGGUGGGCGACGGGUGAGCGCGGGUGCCAGGUGCAGGGUGCAGGGGAUUUCCAGCGCUUCUCACGGCACGAGCCGCUGGGCACGCUCAGCCUGCCGCUGGGCACCGUGGAUCUGCAGCACGUCCUGGAACUCUGGCUCCCGCUGGGCCCGCCGGGCUCCGACGAGGCUGAGCGGACGGGGGAGCUGUGCUUCUCGCUCCGCUACGUGCCCAGCUCAGGCCGGCUGACCGUGGUCGUGCUGGAGGCCCGGGGCCUGAGCCCGGGGCUGACAGAGCCCUACGUGAAAGUGCAGUUGAUGCUGGACCAGAGAAAGUGGAAGAAGCGGAGAGCGUCCGCCAGGGGGGCCACGGCCGCCCCCUACUUCAACGAGGCCUUCACCUUCCAUGUGCCCCUCGGCCAGGUCCAGAGCGUGGAUCUGGUGCUGGCCGUCUGGGCCCGGGGCCCGCGGUUCCGGGCCGAGCCCGUGGGUAAGGUGGUGCUGGGCGCCCGGGCCUCUGGCCAGCCCCUGCAGCACUGGGCAGACAUGCUGGCCCACGCCCGGCGGCCCGUCGCCCAGUGGCACCGCCUGCGGCCCCCCAGCGAGGUGGGCCAGGCCCUGGCCCGAGAGCCCCGCCUGCGCCCGCCUCUGCCCGGCUCCUGA